Messenger RNA from Gracilinanus agilis (Agile Gracile Mouse Opossum), 3049 nucleotides. RefSeq names its product zinc finger HIT-type containing 6 (gene ZNHIT6). The transcript is spliced from 11 exons. Gene Ontology annotation, biological process: box C/D snoRNP assembly; snoRNA localization; maturation of LSU-rRNA from tricistronic rRNA transcript (SSU-rRNA, 5.8S rRNA, LSU-rRNA). Gene Ontology annotation, cellular component: pre-snoRNP complex; nucleus. The record is from RefSeq and is a predicted model, not a curated record. Bases 23 to 2170 code for a protein of 715 amino acids. NCBI's taxonomy places the organism in Eukaryota, Metazoa, Chordata, Mammalia, Didelphimorphia, Didelphidae.
AGGGCCUGGGGCCAAGGUGGGGAUGGGACUGGAGGUGAAGCUAGAGCCCGAGCUGGGAGGCCUGGAAGUAAAGCUGGAGCUGGCGGGGGGAGUGGAGGCGAAGCUGGAGUGGGACGGGCUACAGAUCAAGGUGGAAGUGAUGGACCACCCGGAGGAGAUGGUGGAAGUGAAAACAGAAGGAUUGGAGGUGAAGCAGGAGUUGAUAGAUGGAGUAGAGGUGAAACAGGAACUGAUAGAUGGAGUAGAGGUGAAACAGGAACUGAUAGAUGGAGUAGAGGUGAAGCAGGAGGUGAUAGAUGGAGUACAAGUGAAGCAGGAGGUGAUAGAUGAAGUACACGUGAAGCAGGAAUUGAUAGAUGAAAUAAACGUGAAACAGGAAUUGUUAGAUGAAGAGCAGGUAUUGAUAGAUGGAGUACACGUGAAACAGGAAUUGAUAGAUGAAGUAACCGUGAAGCAGGAAUUAAUAGAUGGAGUAAACAUAAAGCAGGAAUUGAUAGAUGAAGUACAAGUGAAGCAAGAAUUGGUAGAUGGAGAGCAGGAACUGAUGGACAGAGUAGAGGUGAAGCAGGAAUUUAUGGAUGAGCCAGAGGUGAAGCAAGAAUUUAUAGAUGGAGGGAAGGUGAAGGAAGAAUUUAUAGACAGAGUAUAUGUGAAGGAGGAGUUUAUAGAUGGAAUAGAGGUGAAGAAGGAAUUUAUAGAUAAACUAGAUGUGAAGGAGGAAUUUUUAGGUGGGCUGGUGGGGAAUAGAUGGAAAAUGAAGGAGUGGAUGUUUGAUUGGUUGGAGGGGCAGCAGAUGGGUAUUCCAGUGGGGAACAAAAUGGAGGUGAAGGAAGAGCUGAUGGGAGGAGAAAUGAAGACAAAUGAAGUGAUAGGAGAAAGAAGAGUAAAAGAGGAAAUGCCAGAUGAGGUGAGAGUGAAGGAGGAGGAGAUGAUGGGUGAAGCAGAAAUGAAGGAGGAGGAGGUGAUGGGCAAAGCAGAAGUGAAGGAGAUGUUAGAUGAAUUGAAAAUGAAAGACGAGAUGAUGGAUGGAAUGCAAAUCAAGGAGGAUCAGGAGCAGAUAAUAGUUGGAGUUCAUGUCAAGGAGGAGGUGAUGGGAGGAAUGGAAGAAGAGAAGAUGAUGGAGAGCAGAAUGGAGGAGAAGGAAGAAGCAAUUAAGGUGAAGAUGAAAACAGAAGUAGAGGUCAAGACAGAAGUGAAGAAGGAGAAUGGAAUGGAAGUGAAGAUAGAAAUGGAUAUGGAGAAAGAGGAGGUGAAGGAAGAAGAAAUGGAUGGAGCCUUGGUGAGGGAAGAUGGAACAGAGCUAACAGAAGAACAGGAGCCACAUAGAGAGCCACGAGUAGGCAGCAAGAGGAAGCUGGCCAUGUCAAGCUGUGAAACAUGUGGUAUGGAAGAAGCAAAGUACAGAUGUCCACGUUGUAUGAAAUGUUCCUGCAGUUUAGCCUGUGUGAAGAAACACAAAACAGAACUUACAUGCAGUGGAAUUCGAGAGAAGACAGCAUUUGUUUCAUUAAAACAGUUUACCGAAAUUAAUCUUCUAAGUGAUUAUAGGUUUUUGGAAGAUAUAGGAAGAUCAGCUGACUACAUUGCUAGAGAUAUUUUCUUGAAAAGACCCUCAACAAAUAGAAUUUUAAAUUACAUGAAAAACCGAGCACGGAGACACAAUAUAGACUUAAGAAUUUUACCAAUUGGCUUCACCAAAAGAAGAGAGAAUUCAACAAUGUUUGAUAGGAAAGAGCAGCGCUUCUAUUGGCAUCUGAAACUCCUGUUUCCUCAAAGUCAUGCUGAAUAUGUGGAAAAGGGAGUGCCUGGUGAUAAGAAGCUUCAUGAAAUUUUAAGAAACUACAUUGAUCCUGAAAAAUCUGAUCCUGUAAUUCGUCAAAGGUUAAAAGUUUAUGUCUUUUCUGAGACUGGAGUACAAAUUUUGAUGAAGAUUGAAAAUAUGCAGCAUAAUUUAGUCAGGUAUUAUGAACUGGAUCCUUGUAAAAGUCUCAUAGACAAUUUGAAAGACAAAGUGGUGAUUGAGUACCCAACAUUACAUGUGAUAUUGAAAGGAUCUAAGAAUGACAUGGUAAUCCUUGGCCAAGAGAGAAAUGAAUCUACUGAGAAUUUUGGCAGUGAAAAUCCAGCACUUUCUUCUGAGGAAGAAGGUGAAAUCCAAGAGAGUUCCUGAGGAAUAUGCAUUGGAAGUCUGAUUUGGGAAAAAAGGUUUUAAGUUUUGGGGGUUUUUUUGUUUGUUUGUUUUUUAAGUUUAAUUUUUUAAUUGCUAUAAAAAAAUUUUUUUGGCCCAGUUUUCAUGUGAGCUGCCCAGUCAAGUUUCAAAUUAUUUCUUUUCCUUUGAUCUUCUUAGAACUAAUCUUCCUGUUUUCAAAUGCUUAUGUAACAGAUUUAUAAACUUUACUCGUUGAUAUCUAAACGUUACUUAGAUAUUUUGAAGCAUGUAAACUCAGAUUCUUGCUAGCCAAUGAAGGAUUGGUGGGUAAGCUAUAUGACUAAAAGAAUUUAUUAAUGUGUAUAAAUUGGUGCUGGAGCAAUAAUCCAUGGUUUUGGGUUGUUGUUUUUUUUUAACUUCAUUUGUAUCUUUCUAUCUUGAGGGAAGGAAAAAUAAUAUUAUAACUGGGUAGUUUAAUGUGCAAGGCACCAAAUGUAAUCAAAUGGGGACUUUGGUAAAAUGUCUGAAGAAAUGGCAGUUCCUACUCCUUAAGCCCCUGAUAUACUUGCUCUCCUUAUUAGGAAUUACAAAUGUAUAAUGCCAUCUUCACUUCCAUCACCACCAUGUACUACUUCUCAUUAACUCCAUUAAAGUGUAUACAGAAUAGUCGGGUUUUAUAAUCUAUUUUUCAUUCCUAGCUGUACCUGAAAAACUUGGAAUCUGUGCUAGAGAAAUGUACAUAUGUGUAUUUAUUAUAGACAUUUAACAUUUUUAUCAUAUGGUAUCUUUGUACUCCUUAUGAUUUCACUUGUUGGAAUUACAAAGUUUUCCUAAUUUUGCUGGAAUUUCUUAAGUUGUGAAAUGACUGUAUAGAUUAAAGGAUUAUACAUCUGUACUGCA